Fusarium keratoplasticum is the source of this 984-nucleotide messenger RNA. RefSeq lists its product as uncharacterized. Gene Ontology annotation, biological process: secondary metabolic process. Lineage: Eukaryota; Fungi; Ascomycota; Sordariomycetes; Hypocreales; Nectriaceae. The record is from RefSeq and is a predicted model, not a curated record. The coding region runs from base 1 to 984 and encodes 327 amino acids. The transcript has a single exon.
AUGGUGUCGCUUCAAAUUGUACAGCAAUCCAAUGCCCGACUGGCGACUCUUCCCAAGGGUCUAGUGGCUCUGUUCAUCGGUGCAACUUCAGGCAUCGGCCAGAGCGCCCUUGAACAUUUUGCCCAGGAUGCCUCUGCUCCACGCAUCUACACUGUCGCUCGGCCACAGACUGUUGCCUCACACGAGAAACUUCUCUCCUCUUUACGGGAGGCCAACCCAGAUGGCACCUAUAACCUGAUCACGGCCGAUGUUUCUCUCAUCUCAGAGGUCGAUAGAGUAGUCAGUGCCAUCAAACAGUCUGAGACGAAGCUUGACUUGCUAUUCCUGUCAGCCGGCUUCAUGGCAUUUGAAGGCCGCAAGGACACCAGCGAGGGUCUUGAUCCAUCUAUGACGACACGCUACUACUCACGACUCCGGGCAGCCGAGCAGCUUCUUCCCCUGCUCAAUAAAUCCACCACCUCAAGCCCAAGAGUCAUCUCGAUUCUGGCCGGAGGAUUUGAGGCCCCGCUAAACGAGAGCGACCUCGACCUUCGCGACCCCAACAACUGGACGACGUGGAACUCUUCGCUUCAUUCUGCAACCAUGGGUACAUUGGCCUUUGAGGUUCUGGCCCAGCAGAACCCCAACAUCAGCUUCGUGCAUUGGUGCCCCGGACCAGUAGCUACACCGGGUUUGGCCAGAGCCAAGAAGUUUGGCAUGUCACCGCCGAACCAAAUGAGCCAGGACGAAAGCGGCGCUCGUGCACUCUUCGUUGCCACCAAUGAUCGGUAUUCCGUCCAAGGAGGACUCGUGUCGAUACCAGAGGGGCUCGAAGCAGCAAAGAAGACGGGUGGGGGAAUCUUUAUUGUUGAUCCAGAAGGCGAGUCCAUCGAUAACGAAAAGGUAUUGCGAGGGAUGAGAGAACGGGGUGUGGACAAGGCAGUUUGGAGCUUCACGAACAAGAUCUUUGCCGCUCGCACCGGCGCCUCCAAGGAUGAGCUGUGA